GAGUGGCAACCCUGUGUAACCUCCAUGUCCAAAGUUAUUGUUAUUUUAUUUACUUAGAGUAACUUGGAGCUUUGAUAUUUGAUACUGUGGCCACAGUAAAUCAGUCAAAUAAAGAAUUUCUUCUAUUGAAAAGAAACUAAGUUAAAUAUGCUGAUUGGAACAAUUCAACAUUAUGGAGAAAGAACUGUCUAACAAAGUAUCCUAUAUAGAUUUUUCUCUGAUUUGUCGAACUUGUUUGAGUAAAGUUAAUUUGAAGCCUUUGGAAGAAAUUCCUUUUGGGGAUUUAUUGAAAUCCUUAACAGAUAUUCAGAUCGAACCCGAUGAUGGAUUGCCAGGGAAUAUUUGUUACAGCUGCAUUAACAAACUCGAGGAAAUAUCUACAUUCAUUACUGUUUCAAAAAAUAAUGAUCAGUAUCUCAAACAUAUUGUUCAGGUACCUAAAACUGAUGAAGUACAUUAUGUUGAAGAAACAGAACAAGCAAAUUUGAACUCUGAUAUUAAAGAUGAUCUUGAUGAUUCAGAAGUUUAUGAAGAAUUUUCGGAAGAUGUGAAGACUGAAGAAAACAGUUCUGAAUCACUGAAGGAGAAAAGAGUACCUUGCGAAAUUGAUGAAGGUGAAAAAUCCAAAGACUCUAGUGAGAAACAAGAAAUAUUAUGCAGUGUAUGUAGCACAAACUUUUCAACAAAAAAAUUGUUUGAAGAACAUCAAAGAACCAAUGUUAGCUGUAAAAUAAAACAGUUCAAUUGUAAUGACUGCCAUAAAGCAUUUUUUUCGAAAUUCAGACUGAAUUCGCAUAUGAGAACUCAUACAAAAGAAACACCAUAUGAAUGCAAAGACUGUCUUAGGAAGUUUCGCCAAGCUUCUAAUCUUAAGCGGCACAUUGAUAUUAUUCAUAAAGGAUUGAAACCAUUCAAGUGUGAGGUUUGUGGGAAAGAAUUUGCUACCCUCCUGAGAAUAACCGAGCACGCGAGAAUUCACACAGGAGAACGUCCACACAUCUGCAGUUAUUGUGGAGAAAGUUUCAAGAAAUACUCCACCCGUUCUGCCCAUGAAUUGCGCCACAAAGUAAAAAAUGGUGAAAUUCCAAAGAGCGACAAGAUUCCCAAAAGGUACCCCCGCAAACAACCUUCGGACCCAGAAGAGUUGAAAUGCAACAUUUGCAAGAAAAUAUUUUCUUCCAAGCAAGCGGUGGUUGUCCAUAAGCAGAUACACCUAGGCGAAAAAUCUUUCUUGUGUACAGUGUGCGGAAAGGGCUUCAUGCGCAAGAGCCAUCUGGAUGUACAUCUGAGAAUCCACACCGGGGAGAGACCAUUCGAGUGCGGAGAGUGUGGAAAACGCUUCAGACAAGCCACAUGUUUCCGGAACCAUCUUCUGAUACACAAAGGCCAAAAGUCUUUCAAGUGUGAUGUGUGUGAAAGAACUUUCGUGCAGAUCGGACAUUUGCAAAGUCAUCUCAAAACUCACACGGGCGAAAAACCUUACAGGUGUAUGUUUUGCGGAAAGGAGUUUGCGCAGAAUGGAAAUUUGAAAGCACACACUAGAACUCAUACAGGAGAGCGGCCUUACAGGUGUACAGUUUGCUCUUCAGGCUUUCAUGACUUGCCUGGCCUCAAGAAACAUUUGAAGAGCCACAAGGUGAAAGUAGAGGACAUGUCACAUAAAUUACAGGUUAUAAAAAAUGAUACGUAAUGAUUGAUUUUUGUGUGAGUGACCACGGCUUUUUCUUUUUGUAAAGAGGUUAAAUCUGUUGCAAGAAAUUUUUGAACAAUAUAAAUUUACAUAUA
Leptinotarsa decemlineata (Colorado potato beetle) is the source of this 1785-nucleotide messenger RNA. RefSeq lists its product as uncharacterized. The record is from RefSeq and is a predicted model, not a curated record. Gene Ontology annotation, molecular function: zinc ion binding; DNA-binding transcription activator activity, RNA polymerase II-specific; RNA polymerase II cis-regulatory region sequence-specific DNA binding. Gene Ontology annotation, biological process: embryo development; regulation of transcription by RNA polymerase II. NCBI's taxonomy places the organism in Eukaryota, Metazoa, Arthropoda, Insecta, Coleoptera, Chrysomelidae. Gene Ontology annotation, cellular component: nucleus.